This is a messenger RNA of Talpa occidentalis (Iberian mole), 2831 nucleotides long. It is a transcript of the gene SCNM1, whose product is annotated as sodium channel modifier 1. The transcript has 7 exons. Lineage: Eukaryota; Metazoa; Chordata; Mammalia; Eulipotyphla; Talpidae. Gene Ontology annotation, biological process: RNA splicing. Gene Ontology annotation, cellular component: nucleus. The record is from RefSeq and is a predicted model, not a curated record. The coding region runs from base 72 to 764 and encodes 230 amino acids.
UUUGCGACGGUGGCCUGGAAGGCGUGGGGGCGGCGCCGCCGUGGGGUUCGGGCUCCCGGGACUCUGUCGGGAUGUCUUUCAAAAGGGAAGGGGACGACUGGAGCCAACUCAACGUGCUGAAAAGACGAAGAGUCGGGGACCUGCUGGCCAGUUAUAUCCCAGAGGACGAGGCGCUGAUGCUGCGGGAUGGACGCUUUGCUUGUGCCAUUUGUCCCCACCGACCUGUGCUGGAUACCUUGGCCAUUCUGACUGCCCACCGUGCAGGCAAAAAACAUCUAUCCAGUUUGCAACUUUUGUAUGGUAAAAAGCAGUCAGGAAAGGGGGUGGAUCAGAAUCCAAGACAGCUGAAUGAACUGAGAAGGGAAGAGACCAAAGCUGAGGCUCCUCUGUUAACCCAGACCCGGCUGAUCACCCAGAAUGCUCUGCAUAGAGCGCCUCACUAUAACAGUUGCUGCCGUCGAAAGCCCAGACCAGAAGCCACUCGUCCCUCCACCUCCCAUUCCUCCUUGCCGCCUCCAGAGGCCGCGCUCCCAGGUGAGGAGAGCAGCGGGCAGCCUGAGGCUGUGGCUGGCCCCCGGGCUGAGGAGUCCUCUGCCGUCUCGCCCCCUGCGCCUAUGAGCCCCGCGAGGAGACGGGCUCUGGCUCACUACCUCACCCUGAGAAGCUCUGGAUGGAUCCCAGAUGGACAAGGUCGAUGGGUAAAGGAUGAGAAUGUUGAGUUUGACUCUGACGAGGAGGAGCCCCCUGGCCUCCCUUUGGACUGACACCCUCUUUUCUCUUGCCCCAUUCAGUCCGUAAUAAAGCACAGCAGGCGCUGGGCUCGCCUUGUGUCUGCUUCCUUGUCCCAUUUCAGGACUUCGGAUCUGUUCACUCCCAGCCCUUCCCUGCCGUGUACACGGCGCCCCAUGCUUCUGACCCCUCCCCCACCUACUCCCGAAGUCGUGCCAAGCGUCAGCUGCAUGCAGCCCAGUGCCCUAUUAAUAAGCCUGUCAGAAGGAAGUCUUUGCCCUUCAUGUCGUUUGCCUUCUCCCCUCCUCCACUGAGUCUUUUCCUCCUUCAGAUCACACGAGGGUUGUGGAGCUGCACCGGGGGCCUGGCCACCUUUGGGAAUAAGGCCAAGACUAGGUACCCUGUGAAAGUAGAAGAGACUGAAGGCAUUAGCAGGGUUAUGGGGAGCCCCAAGGGCGGGAGCUCCCCCACCUCCUCCUAGUAACUUGACCCUCCCUGCCUGUUGAUCCCUAGAGUAUAAAUAAUCCCCUGAUGAGCUGGCAGUAACCCUUGGGGGUUAGUGCCAGGAUUCCCAUCCCAAAGCCCAAGGAAGGAGGCAGGCAGCGUGGACAGAAGGGCCUUUAUUUACAGGAAAGGGGGAAGGUGAUGAGCUGAGCAUCCGUGGCAUCGGCUCUACAUGAUGAAGGCGAAGGGCGUGUUAGCUCUUUUUUUGCUGGCGACCUGUGAAAGCAGGAGAGUGAACAGUCUUUAUUCCACCUCACUCCCACCAGGUGCUUUUCUCUUUCUAGUUCUUUGGCUAGACUCAGAGGUAACGUCUUAAGCCCCCAAAGUUGCACACCCCACAUUGUCACAGCACCGUGAGAAAUAACCUGGCAAAUGAAAAUCCCCUGCCUCUGAGCAGGGCCGUCCUGCUUGCCUCCGCUCUGCUGGCUGGGCCUGGGGCGGGAGCCCUCCGCCUCCUCUCUCGUCACUGACUGGCUGCCGUGUGUGAAGGCUGCUUUGCUGGCGCCCAGGCUCUUAGUCACUAGGCUUUCAGGAGCACCCAUCUGUGUCUAGGGCCCCUGUCACCCCCACGGCCCCCGGCAGGGACUCACGGAGUUCGUUGUUCCGCGUCAUGGCCUGGGCUGCCCGAGCUCGUGGCCCCUGCUGAGUGAAGUGGUAGCCAAAGCGGACAAUGGAAGGGCACUGUUCGAGCACCCUGGCCAUCUCCAUCUCCACCGCGUCGCCGGGCCACUGGCGCUGGCGGAGGGAGGGGAAAGCUGUCAGGCCCCCUUGCUGGGCCGCUCACCGUCCCCAACCGUGCACCUCUGGGAAGCCAGAGACUCGUUUCUCUAGCGUGGACGGUGGGACGUGCUGACUGGGCCCCCACGCGGAGGAUGAAGAGGAGAUUGAAACAGGCAGCCCCACGCUGCCGCGGGGAGCAGAGUCAGCAGGCUCGGGGGAGGCCGCGCAGGGCCGCUGACCUGGUUGUCCACGCGGAGCUCGGUGAGAGUGGCGUUCUCCCGAACUGCCUGCAGCACGGCCAUGAGCCCUGUGCUACUGAUGAAGUUGGACUCGAUGUUCAAGCUCUGCAGGCUGCGGUUCUCCCGCAGCAUGUCGGCCACCGCCUGUGUAGUAGGGACUGGGGUUAGGGUUAGGGGCCGUCUCACAGAUGGCCGAGGAGAGAGGACAGGAGCCAGAGGGAAAUGCCCUUUGGGAAGGGUCCUCCCCAGGCUGUAGGUGGAGCCACGGGAGAUGGGAGUGCGGGAGACAGUAGGGGAGAGCGGGGUCUGUCUCCUGGGAAGAUGACCUGAGAAUUCCCGGGGCUGGGAGCUGUGGGGCUCAGGGAGGGGUCUCCAUCGGAGCCACCCUGAGAGCGUGAUGGGAGCGGCGCCCUGCACAACCCUUCGCAACAGCCCUGCCAGGGUGCUGGGGGAGGGGAGGGAGCGCUCUGGGGCAUCCUCCAGCCUUACACUAGCGAUGGGGUCGCCGCUCUUUGUGGCCACCAGGCUGAAGCUGCGGACAUGGGUGUUGGUCUUCAUGGCCUCGCACAGCUCCGUGAGCAAGGGUAUCGGGAUGUCCUGCGGGGCGGGAGGCGGUGGGCACUGGCACGCGUGUGCAGU